Molecule: messenger RNA, 945 nt
Organism: Postia placenta MAD-698-R-SB12
Lineage: Eukaryota; Fungi; Basidiomycota; Agaricomycetes; Polyporales; Adustoporiaceae
Exons: 11
Coding region: 1-945 (314 amino acids)
Source: RefSeq, a predicted model, not a curated record
AUGAGCAAACCGUCGGAGUAUGGAGUAGGCAAGGUCUCAGUUGACGGCGAGGAGUUCGCCAAAAGGACCGCGGCUCGGCUGGAGAAGAUACAAUCGCAGCUCGAGACAUCGCCGCGGGCGUCGCGUCUCAAGGGGAAAGUAUGUGUGAUCACUGGUGUAGGGUCUAUGCUGGGCAUUGGGCGUGCGGCGGCGCUACAAUUCGCCCAUGAAGGUGCAGCACACUUAUACCUGAUGGACUUCGACGGAACGAACUUGCCAAACCUGAAGUCAACGAUUGAGCAGAAAUAUCCUGACGUCAAGGUAACGAUCAUGACUGCAGACGCUGCAGACGAAGACAAUAUUACUGGGAUCUGUGGGCGAGCGGUGCGGGAAGAAGGUCGACUAGAUGUGUUCUUUGCCAAUGCAGGUAUCAAUAGCAAAGAAUCUUUGCAUAACAUUACUGCCGACGCGUUCAUGAAGAUGAUGAGGGUCAACGUUCUAUCCUGUUUCCUGGCCGUCAAGCACGCUUCAGAGGCUAUGUUGAAACCUAAUUCAUCGCGCGGCAAGGAAUACAGCGGAGGAAGUAUUAUCCUCACUGCGUCCGUCGCGGGCUUACGUUCUGGUGCUGGGCCGCUUGACUAUAGCGCUGCUAAAGCUGCCGUGAACAACAUGGCACAAACAGCUGUGUACCAGUUACAGAAGACAGGCAUCCGCGUCAAUUCGAUCUGCCCUGGGCUCAUCGAGACGGGUAUGACCACCGCAGUUUUCCAGUACGCACGGUCUAGGGGUACGGGAGGUAAAAUCGGCCAGCUGAAUCCUCUUGGCCGAUUUGGUGUCGCUCAAGAAAUUGCGAACGUCGCGACGUUCCUUGCCUCGGACGAGUCAAGCUACGUGAAUGGCCAGAAUAUCGCUGUUGACGGUGGCUUGUCCGCUUCGGUGCCCGUUGUUCCUGGGAGAUGGAUGUGA